AUGCUGAAGUACCGCGUUAGGCCGAAUAAUUUGUACAGUAGAAAUCGAGCAAAAACAAAUAGCAGUAUCAGCCUCGGUGCACCUUUACUGUCCCUGGAUAAGCCAUCAUCUUCGUCUUCGUUAUCGUCAGCAUCGCAAUCAUCAACAUCGUCCCAGGAAACAAUUCAUAUCCGGGAUCGGUCCAGUUCACUCAGCUCACUGAGUUCAGUGGACAGCAGUGAUUCCAGUGAAUGGGUUUGCUUUUCCUCCCUCGAUAUUUUUGGUUAA
Gongylonema pulchrum is the source of this 267-nucleotide messenger RNA. The record is from the annotation of a GenBank genome assembly. Lineage: Eukaryota; Metazoa; Nematoda; Chromadorea; Rhabditida; Gongylonematidae.